AUGGAUUCCACCACCACCACCCCCACCACCACAACCAGCCCCGGAAGCAAGACCACCCACUUCUCCCUCUUCAAUGUCCUGCCUUUGGAACUCCGCAAACAGAUCUGGACCACCGUCCUGCUCAUCCCCCUCACCCCCUCUUGCAACAACAAGGCCCCCGACACCAGGCGCCCCCUCUACGUCCGGCCCUUCACCACUCUCGAGCCGGGAUACCCCGACAACAACCUCGCCGACCUCGAGAGCGAGGACGGCCCGGACUCGGUCAACGACCCUCCUCUCCCGCCUCUAAUCCCCGACCAGACGGCCGAAAACGCAAAGUCUGCCGCCUUGGGCCGGGCCGCGCGCUUCCACAUUCUGGACACAAUGGGCAGAAUCAACAUGCCCGGUACCCCGCUGGGCACGGCCGGCCGCGAUAGCGGGUGGCUGGUGAAGAAGGAGGUGGACCGCAUUGCGGGGUCGUGCCGGGAAGCCAGGGAGGCGUAUACCGACCUGAAGCGGUGGCUGGGCCCGCCGGAGAAGUGGGUGGAUCUGAGGGACGGCGUGUGCUGUUUCUGGGGCUAUAGGACGCGCAUUCGGGGCACGCCGGCGGGUGGGCACCCAUAUCAUGUGCUGGUACCAGGGCUGGAGUGGGAGGAUGCGCUGAUGUUGGAUGAUGGCGGGCCGGCGAAGGGGAGCCCGGGGAAGAAGGCAAUGGUUAGGAAGGACCAGGCCUUGAUUGCUGCUACGGCGCACUGUGAGGAGCUGGCGGUGAUGUGGGAGAAUGACUAUUGGAAGGAUCUCUUCGUCGCGGAGGACAACAUCAACGCCAACACCAACACUGACACCAACAACAGGGAGAAGCGCCCGACGCCUUGCUGUGAAGUCUUUAAAAAGCACCUGGUGGGCGUGGUAACCGGCCACCCCAGACUACAUACACUGUAUCUACUUGACCCAAACCUGGCGCCCGCUCAGGCACAUACGCCCGCUGGAAGUGUGCCCAAGUUCCGUGGGGACUCUGCUUCAUUCUUUGAAAUAGAUCGUUCCAAGGCCGACGGCUGGUGGACCCCGAAUCCAGGUGCAGGUGCCCGGAAUGUGUUUACUUGGGCCGAUCUUGAAAAGCAACUGUCCUCGAUGAAGAAGGAGGUUGGGGCCGAUGGACACAUCCAGGUGAAAGUUCUUGCUUGUGUGCUUGAUUCCGGCGCGCGACCGAUGCUAAGGUUGUGCGAGGAUUAUACGCUCCAACUUGUCGAGGAAGGGAACGAAAUCGGGGCGUUUGUGGCUGGAAUCCAAGUCGCCGCCUUGAUAAAGGACUUUAUUGAAUUUCAAGAGCAGUGGUUCAAGUCUGCACACGCGGGAUUCAACCCCUUCGCCAUGUCAUCCAGGUCGUCUUUCUCUUUCUUCAAAGCCCUCCCCCACCACGUCCGACAGGACAUCUGGGAGAGGGCGACAUUUUUAGAGUCAUCAAUGGAAGUCCUGACCAUGUUGAUAGACGAAGACGAAGAGGGUGAUGGGGACUACCAAGACCCCGAACAGGCGCCAGCCAUGAAUCACCAAUAUCGUCCUUCGCCAGUUGAAAUUAACGAGUUUAAGAGAAGGCAUCUCUUCUACUCGUCAAUCUACUGGCACAUCCAAAUAUUGCCUCGGUUUGUCGCGAUGCCCGCCAGGUCAUCAAGCGCGUAUAUCUCCCUAGCUUUGAGGGCCGGGAAGUGUCUGCUGUGA
Chaetomium globosum CBS 148.51 is the source of this 1698-nucleotide messenger RNA. RefSeq lists its product as uncharacterized. Bases 1 to 1698 code for a protein of 565 amino acids. NCBI's taxonomy places the organism in Eukaryota, Fungi, Ascomycota, Sordariomycetes, Sordariales, Chaetomiaceae. The record is from RefSeq and is a predicted model, not a curated record. The transcript has 2 exons.